Lodderomyces parapsilosis is the source of this 1674-nucleotide messenger RNA. It is a transcript of the gene ZCF38, whose product is annotated as Zcf38p. Gene Ontology annotation, cellular component: nucleus. The coding region runs from base 1 to 1674 and encodes 557 amino acids. The record is from RefSeq and is a predicted model, not a curated record. NCBI's taxonomy places the organism in Eukaryota, Fungi, Ascomycota, Pichiomycetes, Serinales, Debaryomycetaceae. Gene Ontology annotation, biological process: regulation of DNA-templated transcription; DNA-templated transcription. The transcript has a single exon. Gene Ontology annotation, molecular function: DNA-binding transcription factor activity, RNA polymerase II-specific; zinc ion binding; DNA binding.
AUGAGUUUACUCAAGAAACCAAGGGCGAACGUCGCUUGCAAUCGUUGUCGUCAGAGCAAGCUAAGAUGUGUCAACAGCAAUCGAUCUACAUGCCAACGAUGUGCGGAAUUGAAUUUGAGUUGCAGUUACACCUUGAAGGCUUCCCAAAUGAAGAAAAAGAGUUUGAUGCCAAAGACAGUUAGUCAAAAUCCAGUUAUUCUACCCAGCAAAGAGCUAAUCAUCGAAAUGGUUCAGAUAUUUUUCGACAACCAGUAUAAAGGGAUUUUCCCUAUAUUUCACAAGCCCACGUUCAUGUCAUUUCUAAGGUCCGACGAGUUCAACCCAGUAACCUUUAUUGAGCAACCACCAAUAACAACACCAUUACAACCAAAUACAGUGGUGUUGUUAGCAAUCCUUGCCCUUUGUGCUCGAUUGCAUAAAACACUUCCUGAUGCCCUCAAUGCGUCUCUCGAUUUUGGAUGGCAUGCACGAAAGUUGGUUCUGGCUGAGUUUGACAACCCAACGUUAUCCAAUGUGCAAGCAUUGUGCGUUCUCAGUAGUCACGAAUGGGGGGAGGGAAAUGCUUCUAGAAGUUACAUGUACGUUGGCCUAGCUGCUCGGAUGGCAAUGAUUUUGGGGCUCAACGAAGAGCCAACAGGAACAAAUGAAUUGGAAAAUGAGGUGAGGAGGAGAGCGAUUUGGGGAGUGUACAUGAUGGAUAGGUGUAACUCGAGUGGCAGAAAAGGUCAUUCAUGCAUCAGUUUAUCUGAUAUCCAUGUCAGACUUCCCGAUCAUGAGAGAAACUUUAUAUUUGGCGAAAUUCAAAGUCAAUGUUUUCGAAAUGACAUCGACAAGUUGGAAACAGAUAGGUCAAAAAUAUCCUGCAAUGGGUUUAUGAUCUAUUUGUUUGAAAUAUGGAGGGAAAUUGGAACUUGGGUUGGCUUAACUGAAUCGAAGUUAGACCCAUUAGCACCUUGGGAUCCUGAGUCUUCAUUUUACAAAUUGUCAAAAAAAUUGGACAAGUUUGAAGAAACCCUUCCCACUUCUCUUCAUUUUUCUCACCUCGAGGAGCAUAUCAGCUAUGGUUCAGCUGCGGACUUUGCCUACUUCCACGGGUUAUGUUUCUUGUGCCGAAUUUUUUUAAACCGGGAGUAUUUUUACGCCCUGCCCGAUAUUGGUCCUCGAGGUUGGUGGAACGACCUUACUGCACAAUUGUUUGACACCUUGGACAAUCUAGACCUGAUAACGAAAAGAUUGAAGCCAAUGAAUCUCAUGGUGAUUGCUCCUUUCACCGGGUUUCAAGUAUUUACAGCUGGUGCAACUAGUUUGUACAUUGCUGCUUACCCUGCCAAAGUAUUAAAACAACACUUUCCUGACCAAUCGAUUCAGAGGUUUAAGGCAAGAGCCAGGGACUGUCUAACCACUUUGAAUAGUUGGAAGCAAUCAUGGGGAUUGGGCAAGAACUGGAUUGAAACACUACACAAGUUGCAAGAGAUGUUUUCAGAGGUGGCAGACUUACAGGAUGACGAGAUACGACAUAGCAUCAGCGACUAUGGCAAUAUCGAAAACACAAUGCAAAUCCUGCAUGUUCUUUCCGAUGACACUACCGGGGAUGAAGCUUUAAACGCUAUGAAUAAUUUAGAUUUAUCGUCUAUUUUCCCUGAUUGGAAUGAGGCUAUGAAUUUAUACAACUAG